Cygnus atratus (black swan) is the source of this 3354-nucleotide messenger RNA. RefSeq names its product NADH-cytochrome b5 reductase 2. Gene Ontology annotation, molecular function: FAD binding; oxidoreductase activity. Gene Ontology annotation, cellular component: mitochondrion. The transcript is spliced from 10 exons. Lineage: Eukaryota; Metazoa; Chordata; Aves; Anseriformes; Anatidae. The coding region runs from base 142 to 1056 and encodes 304 amino acids. The record is from RefSeq and is a predicted model, not a curated record.
CUGGCAUGCCUCGUCGAGCGGGCGCUGAGCACCGCGGGGCGGAACCCGGCGGCGUAGGCUGGCACGGGGGGCCGGGCCGGGCAGCGGGCGGAGCCGAGCCGUGUCUAGCCGGCGGGCCGAGCGCAACCGGGAGCUGCUGCCAUGGAGGCGCUGGCGGAGGCUCCCGUGGCCGUCGCCGUGGCCGUGGUGGCUGCGUCGGCCCUGCUGCUGCUGCUGCUGAGGGGGGUGGGCCGGGGGGCGAGCCGCCCCGUCACCCUGCGGGACCCGCACGCCAAGUACGCGCUGCCGCUGGUGGGCAAGGAGGAAGUCAGUCAUGAUACUAAGAAAUUCCGGUUUGGGCUACCUUCACCAGAUCAUAUAUUAGGACUGCCUGUAGGCCAACAUGUUUACGUUUCUGCAAAAAUCAAUGGUAAUCUGGUGAUCCGAGCCUAUACCCCAGUUUCCAGUGAUGAGACAAAAGGUUAUGUUGAUUUAAUUAUAAAGGUCUACUACAAAAACGUGAAUCCCAAGUUCCCAGAAGGUGGGAAGAUGUCCCAGUACCUAGAUGACAUGAAGAUUGGAGAUGUUAUUGACUUCAGAGGGCCAAAUGGACUCCUUGUCUAUAAAGGGUCAGGUACCUUUCUUAUCAAGCCUGAUAAGAAGUCUGAAGCACAGAAGAAGUUUGCGAAGCACCUUGGGAUGAUAGCUGGAGGAACAGGGAUAACUCCUAUGUUGCAGCUGAUACGUCAUAUCACAAAUGAUCCUAAGGACUCUACAAAAUGUUACCUUCUCUUUGCUAAUCAGACAGAAAAAGAUAUAUUGCUAAGAGCUGAGCUGGAAGACAUUGCCAAGAGGCACCCUGAUCAGUUCACAGUAUGGUAUACCCUGGACAGGCCUCCACAAGACUGGAAGUACAGUUCUGGCUUCAUCACCGCAGACAUGAUUAAAACCCACCUCCCUUCCCCUGGCAGUGACACGCUCAUUCUCAUGUGCGGGCCACCACCCAUGAUUCAGUUUGCGUGUCAGCCCAACCUGGACAAACUCGGCCAUCCCAAGAGCAACACGUUUUCUUAUUAACGAUGAUGUCAUCCAAUACCUUUUCUUGAGGACAUUCUUUCCAGCUGGGGAAUUCCAUGUGUAACGAAGUAUGUUGGGCAAUGUAUUCCACAAGAGAAGUGUUUUGCUGUUCAGCGUAUUUAACAACAUCUUUUAAUACACUGUGCAAGGAAAAGAAGAAAUCAUUACCUUUUCUGGCCUUUGGUUUCCUUUGAUCUGGAUAACCGAGGUCCAGCUGUUGCACGGAGACCGCCUCUUCGAAACUCUGCCAAACCCAGAUCGUCUGCAGGGAAGUUACCAGACUGAGUUCUUCUUAUUCUUUCAAAACAAGAGCACCAAAACAGUACUAUUAGCGUCCAACAGAGAACAUUUGUUUCAUAUGGAAACUAUAAUGACAAACUAGAAGCUGUAUCAAUCUUCCUGUAAACCACAAACAUAUGAUUCAAGCAGCAGCCAAAGAAGUUCCAAGCAAACACUGUCUAGACUGAACUCUGACUGAAGAAAAAAGCUCUGCAAAACAGCCAUGACCUUUCAACGCAAGCAGUAAUCUACACUGGAGGUCAGACAUCUAAACGUCUGCUGUCCUGAAGCAGAUAAGAUGAAUGCAGUAAAACUCAGUCCCCCUGCUUUUUGUUUCUUCUGUUUUCUCUGACUUUUUUUUUUUUUAACUGAAGGCUCCUGUAAUGAGCAACUGACUAUCAUUUAAUUUUUUUCAUAGCUAGUGAAACUGUUGGUAUUUUAAAUCAUUAGCAUUAUAAUAACACAGCAGAAUACAUUAUUUCUUCCAACAGCGUGAUGCUUUGUAUAUUACCAUCCAUUUUCCUCCACGCAUGGGCACAGAGACACACCUGUACAAUCACAGAACAGAGCUGCUUUUCCUCCUUUUCCUGAACUUUAUUUUAUUCUUGCUGUAGAUACUGUAGCUUUUACUGAGAACUGAAUUAAUUCUGUUGAAAUACUUUGAUAGGAAACUAAAAAAAAUUAUCUUACUUUCCCCAGAUUUUCUUGAUCCCUUUUGGACUCUUUCUAUUUUCUGGAGACAGUGGAGACUGUGGACCUGAAUCCGUUCCAGAAGAAAGAGGUGAAAGGUCAUCUGAGACUACUGUACCAUCCACGUUCUCUGUUUCUCCUGGGUUAAGAACAGUAAUAGUCACAUUUUUUACUAAUUGUUGACAAAGUGGUUAUCUGGGAGACUAAUACUUAAAAAAAAAAAAAAAAAAGGUAAUAAAUCAGUAAAGAUAAAAUAAAGUGUUCCUGUAUAAAAAAAUCUUGCUCAGAAGGUGAAAAAAAUAUUAGCUGUACAUUUCAUACAAAAAAAAAAAAAAGAGUAAAACAGUAUUGUUGUUUCAAUUUAUUUAAAAACAUUAUUUUAAUUAAUUCAGGGUCUUCACUUGGGUCUGCUCUUGCCUUUCUAUUGUUAAUACCAAAACUCUUCCAUCAAAACCAGUGGGAAUUUUACUGUUUUCACUGAAGUAAGAUCAUGAAUAAGUAUUAAAAAAAAAUAAAAAAUAAAUCCCAUUUGAAUGCCAUAGAGCAAAAGCUCUUAUUUCAUACCAACACUGCACUUAAGAAAUUCAAUCUGGAUUGCCCCCUUGGUAUUAGUAUUUUAUAGAGGAGAGAAAGGGAGGGAAAAAGGAAAGGAAAAAAUAAAUAGCAAAAUUCAUGUUAAAGUUGCAUUAUGUUUGGAUACAAUACCUAGCACUGGUGCACUGACACUCCUGAUGCGAUCUUCAGUCAUCCCAAGAGGCAGAAAGCCAGAUGAAGAAGCAAAGAAGAUAUAAAACACCAGCAAAAUAAAGUUAUGGAAGAGCAAAGAAGUAAGCUAAGCAUUAAAAGCAGAAACAAAAAGAAAAGAAGCAGUUAUGCUUGACAUGAAAGCGAAUGCGCAUUGGUGUGCACAAGCCCCAGGAAUCCUGUACAGGUCAUCUUAAAUAGACUGGAACGAUCAUUUCUCUCUCUCUCUCUUUCAAGAUAUAUUAAACAUAUGCUACAGAGCUCCAUAAAGCCUGCAGCACUUCAGAAACGAAGCAGUCUCUAAAAUUACAUCCUCCAUUACAUGGAGGUAUACUGAGUUCACUGCACUUGCAAGAUACAAACUAACCUCCAGUAAUUCAGUGUUCUUACUGAUUCACUGCUUGUGUCUAGAAAAAGAACAUUUUCCUUUAAAAGAUCACACCUCUUUGGAUAAUCCUGCAGUUAAAACAUAAUAGCAUGGCUUGUGGACUGCCUACACCUGUACAGACUAUUAAUGAAACUCCAAUGUUGCUAUUAUAGAAAAACUCUUUAAAAAAUAAAUAAAUAAACAACCCUUAAACAACC